Messenger RNA from Leptinotarsa decemlineata (Colorado potato beetle), 1805 nucleotides. It is a transcript of the gene fzy, whose product is annotated as cell division cycle 20 protein fzy. The record is from RefSeq and is a predicted model, not a curated record. Gene Ontology annotation, molecular function: anaphase-promoting complex binding; protein binding; ubiquitin ligase activator activity. Gene Ontology annotation, cellular component: anaphase-promoting complex. Gene Ontology annotation, biological process: anaphase-promoting complex-dependent catabolic process; positive regulation of ubiquitin protein ligase activity; positive regulation of anaphase-promoting complex-dependent catabolic process. NCBI's taxonomy places the organism in Eukaryota, Metazoa, Arthropoda, Insecta, Coleoptera, Chrysomelidae.
CAGUUGACUUGCGCACUUCUCUUUUUUCAAUUUGAAAACCGAAUUUGCUCAACGGUCAUUUGCCAUAUUGACUUGUGUUAAUGGCAUGUAGUUUAUGAUAUUAUCUACCUGAAUUUAUUUAUAUUUUAUUAUACAAAUACUAUUAGACAUUAUGUCACAGUUCAAGUUUUGGAACGAAGUUAACACCAUACUGACGAUGGACGGUCCCGUCAACGGUCCAGUGCCUCGAUGGCAGAAAAAAAGAGACCCUGGAUCAUCAAACAGCAGUUCCAACAACUCCUCGAAGCUGAGAUCGCUGUCUUCUUCGGCUCUCAAUUCGACGAAAACACCGAUAAAAGGUAACGAAAAUGAUCCUCUGAGAAGCAAGACUCCGUCAAAAACCCCAAAGAAGUCAAAAACCCCCACACCUCACAAAUCAGCGAGAACGCCUGGUGGAGACCGUUUCAUCCCUUCACGAAGUGCCAGCAACUUUGAACUGGCACACUACAAGCUCACGCAGGAUGAAAACGACCAGAGCGACAGCCCUACCAGGAAGGAACUACAGCGGUUGAUGUCAGAGAACUUACGAGGAGGCGACAUCAACAAUCAGCGUAUACUGUCUUACAAAAACAAGGCUCCUUCAGCCCCUGAAGGGUUUCAGAACCCUAUGAGAGUCAUUUACACACAGGCCAAGACACCUGCCUCUACGAAAGGCAGCAGAUACAUUCCUCAGGCUCCCGAUAGAAUUCUGGAUGCCCCUGAUAUUGUUGACGACUAUUACCUGAACUUGAUCGACUGGGGGCCUAAUAAUAUUCUGGCAGCAGCUCUGGGCGCUCAUGUUUAUUUGUGGAAUGCAGGAACCGGCAACAUUGACCAGUUACUGGAAUUAGAAGGUAACGACUACGUUUGCUCCCUAUCCUGGACCCAGGAUGGAAACUGCUUAGCCGUGGGCAACACAAACGGUACCGUGGAACUCUGGGACUGUGAAAGAGCCAAGAAGCUGCGAAUUAUGGAAGGCCACUCGGCUCGAGUCGGCUCUCUAUCUUGGAACUCUUUUGUUCUAUCGAGCGGUUGCCGUAGCGGACAGAUCAUUCAUCACGACGUACGACAGAGGGAACAUAGAAUCGGUAUACUAUCAGGACACACUCAAGAAGUCUGCGGGCUCAAAUGGUCCACGGACGGGAAAUAUUUGGCUAGCGGUGGGAAUGAUAACGUUCUGAAUAUUUGGCAGGCGGUUAACGGAGGGUAUCAUUCCAACACCACCCCUCUGCACAGUUUCACGUCCCAUCAAGCAGCCGUGAAAGCCCUGGCAUGGUGCCCCUGGCAACCACAUUUACUCGCUAGCGGAGGAGGGACUGCGGAUCGUCAUAUACGAUUCUGGAACUGCAAUACGGGAGCUUGUGUAAAUGCAAUAGACACCAGAUCACAGGUGUGUGCCUUACUCUGGUCCACCAAUUACAAAGAAUUGGUCUCGGGGCACGGUUUCGCCAACAACGAGAUCAUCAUCUGGAAGUAUCCCGGAAUGACGAAAGUGACUGAGCUCACUGGACACACCGCGAGAGUGCUGCACCUCGCCAUGUCUCCAGAUGGAUCUACAUUCCUGUCAGCUGGAGCGGACGAGACCCUGAGGUUGUGGAAGUGCUUCACUAAGAGCGUGACAAAGAGCAGUAAUGCAGAGAAAGUGAGGGCGAAGCCCAGUGCACUAAAACAGUGCAUAAGAUGAAUUUAUUUAGUUUUUUCUGUUUAUACUUUGACUGAUUUUGAUUUGUACGAUUAAGGUUGUACAGUUUUGUUUUUUUUUAGUGGAAUAAACUUGACGGAUUUUU